Messenger RNA from Erinaceus europaeus (western European hedgehog), 3801 nucleotides. RefSeq names its product elastin microfibril interfacer 1 (gene EMILIN1). The transcript is spliced from 8 exons. Gene Ontology annotation, molecular function: extracellular matrix constituent conferring elasticity; protein binding. Lineage: Eukaryota; Metazoa; Chordata; Mammalia; Eulipotyphla; Erinaceidae. The record is from RefSeq and is a predicted model, not a curated record. Bases 461 to 3499 code for a protein of 1012 amino acids.
GGAGAGGAGGCGGGAGGCCAGGGCCCGCCCCGAGGCCACUCUUGCGCCUCUCAUAGCCACAGGGGUAAAGCCCUGUCACCCCCAGGGCCACCGAGAAAAGGAACCCGAGAUCAGAGUGGGGCCAGCUGAGGGUGAGGGUGAGGCCCCAGGACAGCGACCUUCCAGGGAGGCAGGGAGCAGGCACAGGGGACCUGGGGGGACCCAGAGAACAGACUCCCCUCACAAGUGGAGAAGAGGAGAGCGGAAGGAACUAGGGAGGGACAGAGGGAGCUUGGGGAGGGGAGAGGAGGGGGAGUGGGGUCAGGCCAGGCAGCCAGGGAGGAGGCAUACGGCUGGGGGCAGGAAGCUGGGGACCCGGCCAGCCGGCUCUGUCCCUCGGCCGGCAGCACCCUGUUCCAGACCUGGCCAGCGGAGAUCCGGUGGGGAUGUGCCUUUGAGGGCCCCCCCGGAGCCCCCCACCAUGGCCCUCAGCACCCUCUGGAGCUGCUACCUCUGCUGCCUGUUGACCACAGCUGUGGGGGCAGCUAGCUACCCUCCUCGCGGCUACAGCCUCUACACAGGGGGCGGCGGGGCGCUCAGCCCAGGGGGACCCCAAGCCCAGAGUGCCCCACGGCCUGCCAGUCGCCAUAGGAACUGGUGUGCCUACGUGGUUACACGGACCGUGAGCUGUGUGCUGGAGGAUGGAGUGGAGACCUUCAUGAAGCCCAGCUACCAGCCCUGCACCUGGGGGCAGCCCCAGUGUCCCCACAGCAUCACGUAUCGCAGUUUCCAUCGCCCUCGAUACCGAGUGGCCUACAAGACCGUGACGGACAUGGAGUGGAGGUGCUGCCAGGGCUAUGGGGGUGAUGACUGUGCUGAGGGUGCUGCCCCAGCUCUGGGUCCCGCAGCAUCCACCCCACGUCCCCGGCCUGGCCGUCCCAACCUCUCUGGCUCCAGUGCCGGGAGCCACCUGAGUGGACUAGGGGGCGAGGGUCCCCGGGAGUCGGAGAAGGUGCAGCAGCUGGAGGAGCAGGUGCAGAGCCUGACCAAGGAGCUGCAGGGCCUCCGAGGGGUCCUGCAGGGGCUAAGCGGCCGCCUGGCAGAGGACGUGCAGAGGGCGGUAGAGACAGCCUUCAAUGGCAAGCAGCAGCUGGCCGAUGCGGCUGCCCGCCCUGGGGUGCAUGAAACCCUCAGCGAGAUCCAGCAGCAGCUGCAGCUCCUGGACAACCGCGUCUCCACACAUGAUCAGGAGCUGGGCCACCUCAACAACCAUCAGGGAGGCAGCGGCGGUGGGGCCCGUGGUGGAAGCACGGGCAGGGCACCCCCAGGCCCCAAUGACGAGCUUCUGCAGGAGCUGGAGCGACGGCUGCAGGGGUCCUGCUCCGUGUGCCUGGCAGGCCUGGAUGGCUUCCGACGGCAGCAGCAGGAGGACCGGGAUCGGCUGCGGGCGCUGGAAAAGCUGCUGGCCUCGGUGGAGGAGCGGCUGCGGCAGUUUGGGGGGCAGGCCCCGGGCCGCCGGCCCCCACAGGAGUGCUGUCCCCCGGAGCUGGCCCGGCGGCUGGCCGAGCUGGAACGCAGACUGGAUGUGGUGGCCGGCUCGGUGACGGUGCUGAGUGGCCGGCGUGCUACUGAGCUGGGGGGAGCAGCCGGACAGGGGGGGCACCCCCCAGGCUAUACUAGCUUAGCCUCCCGCCUCUCUCACCUGGAGGACCGGUUCAAUGCCACACUGGGGGUGUCAGAGGAGCAGGGGGGCCCCUGGCUGGGCCGUCCAGGGGGCCUGGGCCAAUGGCUGCCCACCGCCCGGGGUCAGCUGCAGAAGCUGGAGGGGCUGCUGGGCAAUGUGAGUGGGCAGCUGAGUGGGCGGCUAGACGUGCUGGAAGAGCAGGUGUCCGGGGCCGUGCAGGCGUGUGGGCAGCUCUGCUCCAGGGCGCCAAGCGAGCGGGACUCACAGGUGGGCAAGCUCCUCGGGGCCCUGGAGCGCCGGCUGGCGGACAGUGAGGGCCAACUGCGGCUGUUGGGCACAGGCCUGCAUGAAGCGGGAGUGGCGGGGGAGGCCCGGCGGACGGCACUGGACAGACUGCAGGGCGACGUGGGUCGGCUCCAGGGCCGCGCAGAUGCCCAGGACCAGGCCGUGACGGAGCUGAGCCUACAGCUGAAUCUCACGGCCACCCGGCUGGGCCAGCUGGAAGGGCUGCUGCAGGCCCGUGGGGAGGAGGGCUGUGGGGCCUGUGGGGGGUUCCAGGAGGAGCUGGGGCGCCUCCGGGAUGGGGUAGAGCGCUGCUCUUGCCCACUCUUACCCCCCCGGGGCUCCGGAGCAGGGGCCGGGGGGCCAAGCCGGGGGCCCCUGGACGGCUUCAGUGUGUUUGGUGGCAGCUCGGGCACAGCCCUCCAGGCUCUACAGGGUGAGCUGUCGGAGGUGAUCCUCACCUUCAGCUCCUUCAAUGACUCCCUGCAUGAGCUGCAGACUGCCGUGGAGGGCCAGGGCGCUGACCUGGCCGACUUGGGCGCCACCAAGGACCGGAUCAUCUCUGAGAUCAACCGGCUGCAGCAGGAGGCCACGGAGCACGCCACGGAGAGCGAGGAGCGCUUCCGAGGCCUGGAGGAGGGCCAAGCCCAGGCCGGCCAGUGCCCCAGCCUGGAGGGCCGCCUGGGCCGUCUCGAGGGUGUCUGUGAGCGCCUGGACACCGUGGCUGGGGGCCUGCAAGGCUUGCGUGAGGGCCUUUCCAGACAUGUGGCCGGGCUCUGGGCCGGGCUGCGGGAGGCCAACAGCAGCAGCCAGGCCCAGGCGGCCCUGCUGGAGAAGCUGCUCGGGGGGCAGGCAGGCCUGGGCCGGCGGCUCGGCACCCUCAAUAGCUCUGUGCUGCUCCUGGAGGACCGGCUGCUCCAGCUUAGCCUCAAGGACUUCACCGGGCCUCCAGGUGAAGCUGGGCCCCCAGGGCCUCCCGGACUGCAGGGGCCCCCAGGCCCUGCUGGACCUCCAGGACCCCCGGGCAAGGAUGGAGAAAAGGGACCUAUUGGACCACCAGGUCCCCAAGGGGAACAGGGAGAGGAGGGGGCACCAGCAUCCCCCGUGCCCCGAGUGGCCUUUUCAGCUGCCCUGAGUCUACCCCGAUCAGAACCAGGCACUGUGCCCUUCGACAGAGUCCUGCUCAACGACGGCGGUUACUAUGACCCAGAGACGGGUGUGUUCACCGCGCCCCUGGCUGGGCGCUAUCUUCUGAGCGCAGUGCUCACAGGUCACAGGCACGAGAAGGUGGAGGCCGUGCUGUCCCGCUCCAACCUGGGUGUGGCCCGCAUAGAUUCCGGGGGCUACGAGCCCGAGGGCCUGGAGAACAAGCCUGUGGCCGAGAGCCAGCCAAGCCCGGGUGCCCUGGGCGUCUUCAGCCUCAUCCUGCCGCUGCAGGCGGGAGAUACAGUGUGCAUUGACCUGGUCAUGGGGCAGCUAGCGCACUCUGAGGAGCCACUCACCAUCUUCAGUGGAGCCCUGCUCUACGAGGACCUGCAGUUUGAACAGGUGUAGAUAGGGGCAACUGUCCACACCGGCCAGCAUCAGCAGGGGUGGCCACGGGACCUGCUGCAGCUUUUGGAGUGUGGACUUUGAGCUUGGACCCCUUCCAGGUUUUCAUCGGACACCAGUCCAAACUUUCUGCUUGACUGCCGUACCCUGUAGGCCUGGGACUGCGGAGGAGCGGGCCCUCGAGCCUGUGCUUGUCCACCUGGCCUUCUAGGCCCAUGCCCUGGGCUCCAGGGCUCUUCUGAAGGGCUCUGGGCCCCACUGCCAUACUAAACUAUUCAGGAAUAAAGACUUUUUUUUUAACUUAU